AGCUAAUUUAAAGACCAAACUCAAAUAAUAUUAUCCAAAAACAAAUGCGAGUAGUAUUUGGGAAAGAAGAGAAAGCAAGUGUAGCAGAGUGCGUGGAAAUCGAGGAAGACGAGGAUGCAGUGGUACUUCGUCGCCUUACUUCUCACAUUUCUCACCAGCUCUCAGGGCAUUUUGACUACUCUAUCUCAAAGUAAUGGAAAGUAUUUGUACGACUAUGCCACUGUACCCUUUCUUGCUGAAGUUUUCAAGCUGGUGCUUUCUAGUUUACUUGUUUGGAGAGAGUGCCAGAUAUCACCAUCUACAAGGAUGACUACAGAAUGGAAGAGUGUGCGCUUAUACGUUGUUCCUUCAAUCAUUUAUCUAAUUCAUAACAAUGUUCAGUUUGCUACUUUGACUUAUGUGGAUGCAUCCACUUACCAGAUAAUGGGUAAUUUGAAGAUUGUUACCACUGGCAUAUUAUUCAGGCUGUUCCUGAGGAGGAGACUGUCUAAUCUGCAGUGGAUGGCAAUUAUUCUAUUAGCUGUUGGAACAACCACAAGCCAGGUUAAAGGUUGUGGAGAAGCAUCCUGUGAUUCUCUAUUUGCAGCUCCAAUUCAAGGCUAUAUGUUGGGGGCAGUAUCUGCUUGUCUAUCAGCAUUAGCAGGUGUCUACACAGAGUUUCUGAUGAAGAAGAACAACGAUAGCUUGUAUUGGCAAAACGUUCAAUUAUAUACAUUUGGCUCAAUAUUCAACUUGGCUCGGCUUGUCCUGGAUGAUUACAGGGGUGGAUAUGAGAACGGAUCCUGGUGGCAACGCCUUUUCAAUGGCUACAGUAUUACAACUUGGAUGGUUGUUUUGAAUCUUGGAUCCACUGGCUUGUUGGUUUCAUGGUUGAUGAAGUAUGCUGACAAUAUCGUGAAGGUGUAUGCCACAUCAAUGGCAAUGCUGCUAACAAUGGUUUGGUCUGUGUACCUCUUUAGCUUCAAGCCUACUUUGCAGCUUUUCUUGGGUAUUAUCAUCUGUAUGAUGUCACUGCACAUGUAUUUUGCCCCACCAAACAUGCUUUUGGAUUUGCCUACACAAGUCAGAGCCGCUCCCGAGAGCCUGAAAGAAGUAACGGUUGAACGAAGAACAGAUUCCUGAUCUUUCUUGCACAUCUGGAAACGAUUAGUCUCUGCCAAUUGCUUAUUGAAAGUGGCAUUAAAGCAAUGGUUUCUGCACAGCACGCUUGAAGAGGCCUAAUAUCCUUGAAUCAGAACCAAUUCUACAAGCAACUGGGUUCUGCUCCACUAUUAGCAAAUGCUAUAUAAGCCAUCUAUUGAGAUUUUGGCUCUAGUUUCGAAAGAAAACGGUGCACCUGCUUAUCCACACUGUCAAUUUAGUCUAACUAUUGGAGUUAUCAGCUGAAUAUGCACAACGUUCCAAGUAGAAUUAUGAGCCAUCACAGUGAUAAGAUUCUUGUAAUGUAAUUCCUCUCAUGUCCAUUUUUCAACUGAUCGCUAUCAUCUACAAGUUUAAUUGUACUCUCCGAUGCAAUCAAGGAAUGAGAUAUUUGUCGGCUCUUUUGUUCA
Messenger RNA from Populus trichocarpa (black cottonwood), 1550 nucleotides. Its product is annotated as CMP-sialic acid transporter 1. Lineage: Eukaryota; Viridiplantae; Streptophyta; Magnoliopsida; Malpighiales; Salicaceae. Gene Ontology annotation, cellular component: Golgi membrane. Gene Ontology annotation, molecular function: pyrimidine nucleotide-sugar transmembrane transporter activity. The coding region runs from base 115 to 1122 and encodes 335 amino acids. The record is from RefSeq and is a predicted model, not a curated record. The transcript has 8 exons. Gene Ontology annotation, biological process: pyrimidine nucleotide-sugar transmembrane transport.